This is a messenger RNA of Mycena citricolor, 1630 nucleotides long. The record is from the annotation of a GenBank genome assembly. NCBI's taxonomy places the organism in Eukaryota, Fungi, Basidiomycota, Agaricomycetes, Agaricales, Mycenaceae.
CUCGCAAUUUGCAUAAGGUCUCCUGUGCUGCCUCCACCGCCUCAGAUUCUCAUCCUGAGGUGGGAGAUAAGAUCUUGAAACGACAGCUGCAAUAUUUAUUUACCAGGGCUUACACUGCCCGCACAGCACGGGCAAGGCCAUCCGUGAUCCGUUUCUACCCUGAUCUCUGCCUUGUUGCAGACAAUUGAUGAAAGUUCGGCUGGUCGGUGCCUGAAAUCACAGGCACCCUCGGUCGAUACGUUCUGGAGGCAUGGAUGCUUUUUCAGACUAACGGGCUCGUAGAAUAAAUAUCCAGACUGUCCGUGGACCCCCAAGGUUAGUGAAAACGAGACUUCCAGAUGGGAAUGCAGGAGGAGUGUGUGAUGGCGGGACGAUGAUGUCACCGUUGUGAUGGCGGGCUGAUCACCCCGCUCCAAACCUGAGCGUCGCUCUUGGCGUGCGAGGUCGAGCGACUCUAUAAAGCCCUGCCCUGUGUCCAUGCAAAUCCCAUUCAUCUACUCACCGAUCGAACGACCCGACGACCAUGCUCUCCCACCUCGUCCUCGGAUCGCUCCUGGCCCGCGCCGCCUUCGGCUUGAUCAUCGAAAGCGACAGCCCGGCGUUCACCUCGUCCGGAACACAGGGAUGCAUCGCCGCCUCGUCCAACGCGGACGGCGCACCCGUAGUCAUCCAGCACUGCGACACCGCCAGCCCCGCCAACCAGGAAUGGGUCUACUCGACGUUCACGAGGCAGGAUGCCGGCCCGCAGCCGAUCACUGUCUUCGGCGACAAGUGCCUCGACGUCGUCGACGGCGCGCACAACAACGGCACGAAGCUGCAGAUCUGGACGUGCGCCGCGGGAAACACGAACCAGCAGUGGAUCUCCGUCAGGGACUUCACGAUGCAGUGGGCCGGGACGAACCUGUGCAUAGACCUGACCGACGCGAGCACGACGCCCGGCACGCAGCUGCAGCUCUGGAUGUGCGAUACGCGGAACACGAACCAGAAGUGGACGGGGCUCCCGGACCCGCGGCUGGUCUCGAACGUCCUCUCGAGCGUUAUCUCCUCCACCGACGACGUCGCGCACUGCCUGGCCGCAGAGUCGGACGCCGACGGUGCCGCGGUCGUGAUCGUCGGCUGCCUCGAAGUCGACUUCAAGUCCGCGCUGCCGAACGGCAACAUCACCUGGACCGCCCCGUCGCUCGGCUUCUCCGGCCCCAUCACGAUCUUCGAGAACAAGUGCCUCGACGUCUCCGGGGGCUCGACCGCCGAUGGCACGAAGCUGCAGAUCUGGACCUGCGGACAGGGCAACCCGAACCAGCUCUUCUCGAACAUCGGCGACCAGAUCCAGUGGAAGGGCACGAACCAGUGCAUCGACCUGACCGGCGGAAACCUCGAGGGGCUGAACCAGAUCCAGAUGUGGGCUUGCGCCACCAACGGGAACCCCAACCAGGGGUGGUUUGUCGCUCCUCUCGGCGGCUGAUAUGGACAUUUACUUCACGCUCGUUCCAUCGGACUUCUUUAUACGUAGUAGUGCUAUCCAGUUAUGAUAAUUAAUUGAGAUUCUUGAUGUGCACACCACAAGGACUAGUGCACUACAUUGUUAUACUGUAAAUCUGAACAGACAUUAAUCAGCUCAAAUGUAAGGGAC